UGGCCAUGCCAUGGACAUAGCUCAUAGAGACCACCUCCUUGCAGCCUUCCACGGCGUCGUCGCCGUCGCCGUGCUCCUCCUCUGCCUCCUCGCAGAGGUUCUCGUCUUCGCCUUGAGGCUGCGCACGGCGCUCUACCUCGUCCCGGUAUCUGCGAUGCUACUCCUCUGCUUCUUCGGGCGCCGCCCGGCGGACAUCGGUCUCGUCGACUUCUCGUGCCUAAAGCCGCCUCGCCGGCUGCGCCUCCCGCUGGCCAAGGUAAUCGAGAACUUCAAGCUCUGCGGCUGCUUCAACCGCGACACCGUGGAGUUCAUGACCAAGGCCAUCCAGGCCGGCGGCAUGGGCAACGAGACCUACCUCCCGCCGGCCAUGCACUGCAUCCCUCCGGCGGCUGCACACGCAGAUGCCAUCCAGGAGGCGCAUGCGCUCUUCUUCCCCACUCUGGACGAUCUCUUCGCCAAGACCGGCGUGGCGCCGUCGGCCGUUGGGGCGCUCAUUGUCAACUGCAGCGGCUUCUGCCCAGCGCCGUCGCUCACGGCCGUCAUCGCCAACCACUACGGGAUGCGCAGCGAUCUAAAGACCUUUAACCUUUCCGGCAUGGGCUGCUCCGCCGGCGUCGUCGCCGUGGACGUUGCGAGCAGCCUGCUGCGGUUGCACUUGCACUCCAUGUCCUGUGCCGUUGUCGUCAGCGCCGAGAUCUUCGCGGGCAGGUUCUACGUCGGCAAUGAGCACGCUAAGCUUCUCCUCAACUGCUACUUCCGCACUGGCUGCUCCGCCGCGCUGGUAACGAACAAACAAGGCAUGGCCGCCGGAGUGCCGAUCAAGUACCGGCUCGUCAGCUCAACGCGCACAAACCAGAUAGCCAACGACCGCAGCUACCGCUCGGGCUACUGGGACGACGACGAGGAGGGCAUUGCCGGCUUCACCGUCGGCCAGGGCGUCGGCCGCAUGUUCAGCGAAAUGCUGCGCGCGCACCUCGCCGCGCUCGGCCUCUCCAUCCUGCCGUGGCGCGAGAAGCUGCGCUACAUGGCCGCGCUGCUGCUGCUGUCACUGCGCAUACGCCGCCACAAACUCGUCGGCUCCGCCGCGCCGACGCCCGACUUCCGCGUGGCGGCAGACCACUUCUGUCUACCGUCAAACAAUCGGCCGAUAAUAUCGAGGCUGGGGCAGGGACUCGGGCUGGGCGAGAGAGAGGUGGAGGCGGCGCUCAUGACGUUCCACCGGUUCGGCAACCAGUCGGCGGCGUCGCUGUGGUACCAGCUCGCGUACCUCGAGGCCAAGGGCAGAGUCCGGGAGGGCGACACGGUGUGGCAGCUCGGCGUCGGGAGCGGGCUGAAGGCCAACAGCUUGGUGUGGCAGCGCGUCGCCGGCGCCGGCGGGCGCGACGGGAGGGGAGCGCUUGGGCCGUGGGUGGACUGUAUCCACCGCUACCCUAUCAAGGAAUCCUAACACAACUUCCUCGAUCGCAACGACUGUGCUAUUAUUGAUCGUGAC
Triticum aestivum (bread wheat) is the source of this 1492-nucleotide messenger RNA. Its product is annotated as 3-ketoacyl-CoA synthase 4-like. The record is from RefSeq and is a predicted model, not a curated record. The coding region runs from base 11 to 1447 and encodes 478 amino acids. Gene Ontology annotation, molecular function: acyltransferase activity, transferring groups other than amino-acyl groups. Gene Ontology annotation, cellular component: membrane. Gene Ontology annotation, biological process: fatty acid biosynthetic process. NCBI's taxonomy places the organism in Eukaryota, Viridiplantae, Streptophyta, Magnoliopsida, Poales, Poaceae. The transcript has a single exon.